Molecule: messenger RNA, 1411 nt
Organism: Penaeus vannamei (Pacific white shrimp)
Lineage: Eukaryota; Metazoa; Arthropoda; Malacostraca; Decapoda; Penaeidae
Source: RefSeq, a predicted model, not a curated record
GGAGGAAAUCGAGGCGUUGGCUACCUCGCUACUCCAACUCCAAGAAAAUAGCGACGUGUUCUUUCUCCUCGUUAUGGGAAUGGUCGUUUUCUUUAUGCAGUGUGGGUUUGCGUUUCUGGAAGCAGGCUCAGUGAGGUCCAAAAACACCAUUAAUAUCCUGGUUAAAAAUAUGCUAGAUGUGUUCAUCGGCGGCAUAUGCUACUGGCUGGUCGGCUACCCUCUGGCCUUCGGUGAGGGCAAUGCCUUCUGCGGCGCCUCCUACUGGGCAUCGUCAGGCCUGCCCGAGGACCCUGCCCACUGGUUCUUCCACUUCGUCUUCUCCGCCACCGCCGCCACCAUCGUCUCCGGAGCCGUGGCGGAGAGGUGUGGCUUCGGCGCCUACGUCACGUACUCCGUGGCUCUGACGGGCCUCAUCUACCCCAUCAUCAGCCACUGGACUUGGGCACCGGACGGCUGGCUCGCCUCCCUCGGCUACCGGGAUUUCGCAGGCUCUGGGGUCGUCCACGUGACAGGGGGCGUGGCUGCUCUGGUGGGGGCGGUCCUGCUAGGUCCUCGCCACGCCCCCCUCGGCAGCGGCAGGCAGGUCAUUCGAGGUCAUUCGCUUCCGCUAACAGCAUUCGGAGGCUUCACCAUCCUCUUCGGUUUCCUGGCUUUCAACUGCGGGGCUCAAGGCACCAUCACGCGAGAGGGAGACGCGCAGGUAGUGGGGAGAGUCGUCUUUAAUACCGCGCUCUCUGGCUGUUCGGGCGGAGUCUGUGUCCUCUUCUUGCACAGGACGGUUCGGCGCCGCUCCAAGGCUUGUUGGUCUUUCCUCAUGGCACUCAAUGGGGCCAUGACUGUUGAUGACCCCCUGGAUGCCGUCCCCGUCCACCUUGGAGGAGGACUCUGGGGACUUGCUGCAGGAGCUCUUCUUCGGGAGGGCGGUCUCUUCUACGGCGGAUCAGCUGGGCUCCUGGUCUGGAAUUUCGUCGGCGGCCUGGCUAUCGUGUGCUGGUCCGGGGGUCUGAGUUUCCUGGUCUUCGGCGCACUCAAACGGUCCGGGAAUUUGAGGGUCCCUUUGGCUGUGGAAGUCCGUGGUCUGGAUCUCGCCACGCACGGGGAGGCGGCAUACCCUUUCGAGGCCUGGGAAGAAUCGCAGUAUUUCUGUCACAUUUCUUCGGGUUCAGACCAUCGCGCCCGACCUGCAACAUGGAUGCCCAAAUACCCGACAUUUCCCCCCGCCCGCCGCCCACAUCUCCAAAGCCAAAACCACUACCUACGCCCACAGAAAGACGCCCACGACACCCGGAAGGAAGCUUCACCCGUCACCACGCCCACAGAUCCGGAAGUGGCUGAUGGAGAUGAGGGAAGGGAGGGCAGGAAACCUCAAUCUUUCAUUCGUAAUGGACGUGCUACACAGGGACACAGUUAA